GUUGGACUAAAGCUCUGUGGGUAAACACGCUUAAGAGCUGGACAUGGAGCGGUUUGCUGGAGUUCACAGACAGCAGGGCUUCCAAUGUGUAGAUUAUUCAUAGAUUAUGGGACAUGGAGAUGAUGGGGGCUGAAAGGCAGCAUGAGGUGGAUGUUCUCAAACAGUCCCAAAGGGAAUUGCAGUGGGUCCAAAAACAGCUGUCAGUCAUCUCUAAUAGAACUAAUGGACCUGGCAGGACCAAGGAUAAGAAACCGAGGAAUGCAGUGUUUCCAUUGCAUAUAUCUCCCCAGCAUGUGGAAGCAUACCGACUGCUAGAGGACAGGAAAGACAAAUUCUCACCCAAGACCUCCACCCUCUACCUGCUCCGACAGCAGCACAAACGACUGGAGACUGAGAUCAGCAGGAAGAGAAAGGAGUGUGAAGUGCUCGAGGAGGAGGUGAAGAAAAAGAGUCAGUCAUGUCAAACUCUGGAGAGUGAGCUUCAGCAUGUUCUGCAGCAGAAAGCACAUCUGAAUCUCCAGUUGUUCAGCGAUACCCAGAAGGCAGUAAAGUAUGAGCAGGUGAAAUGUGAGUAUGAACAGCUGCAGGAGGCUCUGUACACAGUGACAGUGGAGAGAGAUUGUGCUCUGUUGGAGAGGACUGAGCUCCAAGGCAAACUGGAGAACCUAGAACAGGUGCUGAAGCAUAUGCGAGAGGCUGCAGAGAGGAGGCAGCAGCUAGAAUUAGAGCAUGAACAAGCCCUGGUCGUCCUCAGUGCCAAGCAGCAGGAGAUUGACCUUCUGCAGAAGGCUCAGGUUGAGGCCAAGAAGGAACAUGAAGGUGCCGUCCAUCUGUUAGAGAAUCACUUGGACAGCAUGCAGGCUAAAGUGAGAGAACUGGAGGGAAAAUGCCGGGCGCAGAGUGAGCAGUUUAACCAACUGUCAAAAGAGUUGGAGAAGUUUAGAUUGCAGGCUGGAAAGUUAGACAUCCUGAGCAGCAGUCAGUUCACAGGGGGCGAUUCGCCCGGUUCACCCACCAAACCCCUCACCCUCUCCCAGCUCCUCAAUGGCCUCACUGCCCCCUCAGGGAAAGAUAAUGAGGAUUCGUUGAGUAAGAUCUCAGAGCUCAUUCGGCCUCUGCAAAUGAGCGAGGGGGAGAAGGCAGAGCUCCUGUCUGUCAAACCCACCUUUCUGUCUCGAAGUACGCCCUCUAGCCCACGUCGGGCCUUCCUGUCAGAGGUGCGGCCCGUCAUCGCCGCUAAUAUGGACAAAGAGCUAAGGUCUUCCCCCAGGUCUAAGCCCAGAUACACAGGCAAAGUGCGAUUGUGUGUUGCUCGCUACAAUUACAACCCUGAUGAUGGCCCCAAUGAGCACCCCGAAGCAGAGCUCCCCCUGGUGGCUGGGAAGUACUUAUAUGUUUAUGGGACCAUGGAUGAGGAUGGCUUCUAUGAGGGGGAGUUGUUGGAUGGACAGCAGGGCCUUGUCCCAUCCAACUUUGUUGACUUUCUUCAGGAUGAGGAGUUACCCUCGGUUCCUCUCUCUGAUCGCAUAAAGGAACCGUCCUACCUCAACCACAGCCUCGCCUCCAUGCCAAGCAGCGCCGUUAGCACACUCAGCACGAUGCUGUCAGAGAAGCUGGACGCCCUGGGCUCGGGCACCGGGACAGGCACCAGUAGCAGCAGUGGGGUGAGCAGCCUAGGCAUGAGCAUGGGGCUGGGCAUGGACUUUUUGGGACCAUGCAGCAAUGGCACAGGCACGCUGGACGUGAACAUCGAUGAGAUUGGAGAAGACAUUGUGCCUUACCCCCGCCGCAUUACUUUGAUCAAGCAGCUGGCCAAGAGCGUGAUCAUAAGCUGGGACCCUCCAGUGGUGCUGCCCGGAUGGGCUCCCAUCAGUGGCUACAAUGUUCUGGUGGAUCAAGAAAUGCGCAUGAGCGUGCCCUUCUGUGGCCGCACCAAGUCUCUUAUUGAAAAGCUGAACCUGGCUUCCUGUACACAUCGUAUCUCCAUCCAAAGCGUGACUGAGCGGGGACUCUCGGAUCCACUGCGCUGCACGCUGCUGGUGGGAAAGGAUGUGGUGGUGGCACCCUACUACCUUUGUGUGGAGAACAUUACGCAAGUAUCCGCCGAACUUGCCUGGAUGCCAAGCAACAGUAACUACAGCCAUACAAUAUUUCUAAACGAUGUGGAGUAUGAUAUGGUAAAGCCCGGAGGGUACAAAUACCAGUUCUACAAUCUGAAGCCCAUGACGGUGUAUAAGAUACGGGUGGUGGCCAGACCCCAUCAGGUGCCCUGGCAGCUGCCCCUCGAGCAGAGAGAGAAGAAGGAGGUGUCAGUGGAAUUCUGCACACAACCGGCCGGUCCUCCUUUACCUCCUCAGGAUGUGCAAGUUCAGUUGGGCCAGAGUCCUGGAGUCCUGCAGAUCCGAUGGAAGCCCCCUCCCCUUACUCCUACUGGCACUUCUAAUGGAGCCAGCGUUAUAGGCUACAUAGUCUGCACUAAAGGUCAAAAGAUAGCAGAGAUCAUGUACCCCACUGCAGAUUUUGUUACUGUGGAACUGAACCGUAUCCAGUGUCUUGAAGCGCGAGAGGUCGUUGUGAGGACAAUAUCAGCACAAGGAGAGUCUCAGGACUCUCCCGUGGCCACCAUUCCUCUUAGCUACCUGGUGCCUCACCCCCAUCCACACCCUCAUCUCCAGCCUCACCCUCCACCUCACCCCCAGCCUCAUUCUCAGACGCAUCCGCCCCCUUACCCCCAAGCCUACCCGCCAACCCAUCCACAGCCACACGUUCAACCCCAGCCACCCCACCCUCACCCUCACCCUCAUCCGCCACCCUCUCACCCCCACCCACAGCAGCACAUCCAUCCCUCGCCCUCCCUGUUCCCCAUGUCUAAACCCAAACUCCUACCAAGUGCCAGAGACCCCCAUGCCAAAGAGCCAGAGAUGGGCAGGCGACUGGCACAACCCUGGGAGCCACACCCCCGUGCCCCAUCACCCCUACCGCCCCCUACACACCAGGGGCACACACUGGAGCCCCCUCACAUAGAGGGCCGGCGCUCACCCUCCCCUCAAAGGAUCCUGCCUCAACCUCAGGGAGCACCCAUUCCUAACACAGUGGCUCGUGCAAUGGCCCGGCAGGCGGCGCAGAGGAACUACCCAAACAACAGGGUGGAGAGGAGAAACAUCUUCAGCGAAAGGGGUAACGCUUUGCAUUCGCUAAACUCAGAUGAGGAAGAGGAUGGGUACGACUCCCCCCAUGCCAGGCGAAGAGGAGCUUCUGUGGUCGAAUUUCUCAGAGGUUCUGAGAUCAGCAAACCUCAUCAUCACUACAGCCACAGUGAGGAUUACUACACUGAGAGCAGUCGAGGCUCAGACCUCUCUGACAUCAUGGAGGAGGAUGAGGAGGAGUUGUACUCUGAGAUGCAGCUGGAGGAAGGCCGGCGGCGCAGCAUCAACUCACACAACGCGCUUAAGGCAUAUUACAGGCGUCAGGACCUAGCUGUGGAACGGGACAGUUGGGACCUGCAACGAGAGGUGGUACGACAGCGCUCCUUGCGCUCGCACAAGCGCCUCCAUAGCAUCCCGGAGGUGGCAGAGGAGGAUGCAGACACCGGGGUAGAGGUCAUGGGCCAACGGUUGCGUUUCGAGGAGAAUCGUCCAGGAACUCCGUGCAGGAGCCCGCGGGUCUACCAUCAGGACUUGCAGCAGCCGAACCACCUCUCCCCCAGCAAAUGCAUCCGUAGGCUGCAGAGGCAGCGCUCCUCUCCGCGUUACACCUCCAUUGAGGAUAGGACUCCCGGUGGUCCGUGUUGGAACAGCAGCAGUUGCAGACAAACCACCAAGAGCCCAGACAGUGGACUGGACUGUGGUAGCGAGGAAGAGGGCUCACUCGGCUAUCGGGGAGGGUACCAUUCGUACACGGGGGGCAGCCCGCUGCGGGUCGGCUCUGGCCCCAACAUGCGGGUGAUCCACAGCGAGGGGCCAGUGGAGCGUCGCGCUCUGGCUGCCGGCAGGAAAAGGACACUGACUCGACAGUGCAGCGUGGAGGAGGACAUCCUGGACACUGUUCCGGAGACACGGAGCAUGCGGGAGUCGUACCACCAUUACCACUAUCAUCCACAUCUUCAUCAUCCUCAACGCAGGUUCCGGAGCGAGGGCAGGCUAAGCGAGGUUGGCAGGACCUAUCACAGGGACAUUAGGGCCUACUCUGUGGCCAGACUCAACAGGGCAAUGGAUGAACCCUUGAUUUUAGGGAGCUCUCCCUCAACGGGACGCUCGGAUCGACUGGACCAUUCUGGCCGUAGGAUGAUCCACGGCUGUCCACCCCCUCAAAGAAGGCCCAUGAAUGUUCCCUCCAUUGAGAUCACCGUGGAGAAUAACAGUGAGGGGAGUGAGGAGAACCUCUCACCUGUCAAGGACGAUGUUUACUAUACCAGUGUAGCCCACUGCAGGAAAUGGCCCCCACAGCGAUCAGAGCACCAAUAUGAUGGUUAUGGAGGACGAGAACGGCGGUCCUCAGACUACUAUGAGUCAGAACCAGACGACUUGUCCCGAAUCUUUGUGGCGAUGUUUGACUACGACCCCCUGUCAAUGUCUCCCAACCCUGAUGCUGCUGUAGAAGAGCUUCCCUUCAAGGAGGGCCAGAUCAUAAUGGUGUUUGGAGAUAAGGACAAAGAUGGAUUCUACAGGGCAGAGAUCUGUGGCCGCAGGGGGCUCAUCCCCUGUAACAUGGUCUCAGAAAUCCAGACUGAUGAUGAAGAAGUGAUGGACCAGCUGCUCAAACAGGGUUUCCUUCCUCUCAACACCCCCAUUGAGAAAAUAGUGAACUGUAAUAGGUUCAAAGAUGGCCGUUCAAUUAACCGCAGGUCCCGGAAAUCCAAGAGAGAGAGGAACAAAAGGAGUGGAAGGCAGCACCAGGUGUCCAUGCGGAGGAUGGUGGCUCUCUAUGACUAUGACCCCAGAGAGAGCUCUCCUAAUGUGGAUGUUGAGGCCCACUAUGGGGGCAACUUGCAGAGUGAGGAGGCUGAGCUGACAUUCUGUGCUGGCGAUGUAAUCACAGUGUUUGGAGAGAUUGAUGAGGAUGGCUUUUAUUAUGGUGAACUUAAUGGACACAAGGGUCUGGUUCCCUCCAACUUUCUUGAAGAAGUGCCUGAUGAUGUGGAGGUUUACCUCACCAACACCCCGAGCCGUCACCCCCAGGACCACCCCUCCCGGACAAAGAGCAAAAGGGUACCCGUGGAAAAAGUGGGCCCUUCCAGAAGAAGUGCCACCCCUACAGUGCACCCACACAUCCCGGGGUCCGGCCCCGCAGCACAGGGGCCCGGCAGUCCCGUCCGGCGCCCCCGAGCUGACUUUAAGAAAACAGGACUGCUCUCCAAAGGAAAGAAUCUGAUGAAAAAGCUUGGUGCUGUCAAAUAGUUUCAAAUGACCCUCCUCUCAACUGGGUUAAGGAUGUUUGAAUUGUGGAAAGAAAAUAUCUGAGAACCAAAAGAUAGAAAAUAUUUUUUUUUCCCCAUUUCUUGUCAUCACAUGGAAUCGGUAUGGAAAAGAGAAAGGGAAGAGGUGGAAACUAGGGCUUUCAUGACCAUUAGUGGGGAGUUCAGCUUUAUACCAUUUAAACUGUAACCCUAAACACUGCAAGUCCUGUUUGCCCAUAUUUGCUUAUUAAAAGCACAGAAACACAUGAGUUACUAAGUCCUAAAUUCUUUAAUGUACAAGGGGUUUCUAGGACAAUGUGCAAUAUAAUGGUAAGCAAAAGACAGAUUUAUGAAUUUCUGAAUAUUUUAGUGAAUAAAGGAACAUUCAGUUCUUUAAUUGACAAUUAUUGUUACUUUUUUAACAAACUUUAACCUCGUGCCACCCCGCAUACACGUGUGGACAUUGAAUUAUGGCUUCGCAAUGCAUUAUUUAAAUUCAUUUUAACCAAUUGAUCUUAGUUCAGGAGACUGUGAUGUCAGUAAAGGUGACGUGACAAAACAACAUGGCACCGAUGACAGCAGAGUUUGUCUUUGGGAGAAAUGCCUACAAAACUACAUUUGGUAAAAAACCUAAUUAAGUUUUUACAUUAAACCUGUUUGAGUCAAAAAUUUAGAGUCUGUAGUUUUGUCCGAUAUGCCAUUUUAAAAAUUUGAGUGAUUUAUUGUGAAACGCCAUGCUGCUAAACACAUUGUACACUACUGUGUACUUUAGCACAUUUUUUCCUUAGAAAUCCUGUUUUUUACUGUGCAUUAUCACACUGAGAAUCAGUGAGUUCAUACAAAAGCUGAAAAAUGUUGCUUUCAGAGGCUUUACUGUAUAUGGAAGUAGGAUGAAUAUAAGGUGCAUUUCGAACUGUUCUGAGACCAGUGCAGACAAACAGUACACUGGAGGUUAAGUCAUUCACUAAAUAGAAAGCAAAAGAGCAACCUAUAGCUCUCUAUGCAGCUAAGUGCUUCACUUCUAAAAUCUGACCAAAAGUUCAUUUUAGGCUGCAGAUUAUGUUUGACAGACAUGGGACAAUGGUAAUCUGUACAUACCUGUAGAUUCAGAAUUUAUAAAGUAUAAUUUUAUAUUAAUAUGGUUGGCAGUGAUUGGAUGAUGCUGACCAUUACUUUGAAUCAGAAUGAAUUAUACUAAUUUCUGAUGUAAUGUCUGUAACGUCUCAAAAACAUGAAUAACCAACACUCCUGGAAACAUAAUAAACAAUUUGAUAAAAAAAUUAAAAAUAAAAAAAGACUUUCUAUAGUUUAGUAUUAUUUAAAUUUCACAACUUAGUCCCACUGUCCUGAUUUGAUGUCCCACAUAUGUGGACAUACAUUUUUAGGGAAACUUUUUGCUCUAGAAAAUAUAUAUAUAUGUGUGUGUGUGUGUGUGUGUGUGUGUGUGUGUGUAUAUAUAUAUAUAUAUAUAUAUAUACACCAGUCAGCCACAA
Molecule: messenger RNA, 6888 nt
Organism: Myxocyprinus asiaticus (Chinese sucker)
Lineage: Eukaryota; Metazoa; Chordata; Actinopteri; Cypriniformes; Catostomidae
Product: RIMS-binding protein 2-like
Exons: 29
Coding region: 114-5396 (1760 amino acids)
Biological process (GO): neuromuscular synaptic transmission
Molecular function (GO): protein binding
Source: RefSeq, a predicted model, not a curated record